Messenger RNA from Fusarium sp. VM40, 1263 nucleotides. The record is from the annotation of a GenBank genome assembly. NCBI's taxonomy places the organism in Eukaryota, Fungi, Ascomycota, Sordariomycetes, Hypocreales, Nectriaceae.
AUGGCUCCUCUCAUCCUCCAUAACGUCCCUGACGAUGAGUGUUAUGUCGGCGACGAUGGCAUCAAGCGACCGUAUGCCAUGUACUUUAACCAACAAGAUGCACCUCAAGGGAGCACACGAUCACGUCGCGGCGCCGCUGAGUCUGGCUCAUUCGGAAAAUCCACUCGUCGUUCUCGAUCGCGUACUGGAACGCCCGCCCGCAGUCGCGAAAAUCCCACUCUAGCUGCUGCAGACAAGCUCUUUGGUGACUGGGUAUCGACACAGGCAGCCACCGCACCAGCUCAAACUGUCCAGCGUAAGACCAGCGGUAUGAUGCAGGAAGAGGCUGCCGCGCAACGACCCAUCACAUCCACACCAGUCGAGCUCAUCCUCCGCGGCUACCGAUCAUACACCCAUCAGUAUGCUGCCAUCUCCCACUAUGAGUCCCUCGCUGGCACGAUCCUCGAGGACUACCCUCGCGAACCCCCGGCCAACCAACGUCGAUACAAGUCGGAACUACGCGACCCUGCGUUUACGCGACGACGCAAUCUUUCAUCAGAUGAGCGAGCUAUGGUGAACCGAGCAGAUGGUGGAGAGCACUGGGUCAAGAUCACCUUCGAAAGCAGAGAAGCCGCCGAAGCUGCCACUUUUGCCAGCCCUCAAAGGAUAUUGGGACAUCUUGUCUACGCCGAACCAUACCGAGGAGUCCCUCCUGCCAAGGACGAAGCCUGUCCAGAUAUCGAGGUUGUCCCCGAUCAUUCGCGAUCACACAGCAUGCCUGCUCUUCCUGUUGUCAAAAGCCGCGGCGGCUUCAAUGGACCUACAUCGUUCAAUAGUCGUCUCCUCGAUCUCUCGCCGCCUCAUUCGCAGACAUCUAGCCUCACCAUGGACACCGGAACUAUCAGCAACUCACAUGCGUCUACCGCUACAAUCACCGAGCCGAUUCCUCUUCCCCUUCAAGCUACCACUUCCAGCAUCGAGCCUAUGGAGAUUCAUGAGGUAGACAGUGUUUUCUGUCGCCGCAUCCCUACUGCCCGUCGCGCAAACCUUCUUCCCGCCGAGCAAGCCCUCCUACCUCAACAGACCAUGAUGCAACGGGUAGUUAACGCGAUUCCUAUUGUGAAGUGGUUCGGCGGUAGCAUGAUUGGCAACGAGGUGCCACGAACCGAGACCGGCGAAUUUGACUGGAGCAAGGCGAGUUUGUACUGGAAGCUCAUCUGGUGGCUCGAUGCUACUUUUGGACUUUUCAGCGGUGAUGUGCUCAACGCCGACAAGGACGACUAG